Molecule: messenger RNA, 2102 nt
Organism: Argiope bruennichi
Lineage: Eukaryota; Metazoa; Arthropoda; Arachnida; Araneae; Araneidae
Product: soluble guanylate cyclase 89Db-like
Exons: 10
Coding region: 83-1894 (603 amino acids)
Biological process (GO): response to oxygen levels; cGMP biosynthetic process; nitric oxide-cGMP-mediated signaling
Cellular component (GO): guanylate cyclase complex, soluble
Molecular function (GO): guanylate cyclase activity; oxygen sensor activity; heme binding
Source: RefSeq, a predicted model, not a curated record
CUGACACAACGAAAAACUUCGAAACAGAGUUAGCUGUGCCCGCUGCGUUGCCUUAUCGCAGUCCUACGUACAUCCGGUCAACAUGUAUGGCAUGUUACUGGAGAGUAUCCAGCACUUCGUCCAAGAAGAGUACGGAGAGGAGGUCUGGAACCAAGUCUUGGAAGAAUCCGGCUUCAAGAAUGCUGUCUUCACAACUCACAAAGUUUACCCGGACAUGCUCAUUCCUAAACUGGCCCUCGCAUGCAGCAAGUUUUCAAACUCUGAAGCAAAAGUGGAUGAUUUUUUGUGCUUUUUUGGGCGAUGUUUCGUAAGAUUUUUCACACAUUAUGGGUACGAUACCUUGAUUCGAGCUUCUGGCAGGUAUUUUAGAGAUUUUUUGAACGGCAUUGAUAAUUUGCACCACCAGAUAAGGUUCAGUUACCCUAAAAUGCAGAGUCCUUCCUUUUAUGUUGAGUCUGAAGAUAUUGGUGGGGCAAGAUUGCAUUAUAGAUCAAAGAGGGCUGGAUUUGGAUACUACGUGAUUGGGCAGCUGAUACAAAUCGCCCAGCAGUUCUAUGGACUGGAUCUUCAAGUGACCAUACUGACCGAUGGAGAAAGUAGCCAUGAUGAAUGUCAUCUCAUCUAUGAUUUAAGAUUCGAUAACACUCCAUACCAGAAUGCUCAGACUGCCCGGCGAAAUAUGAUUGAGCACACUGAUCUGGAGCCAGUAUCCUGCGUCUACCUCUUCCAGUUAUUCCCCUUCUCUAUAGCUUUCGACCGGACAAUGACAAUCCGGGAAGUCGGAGAGAAGAUCCGGGAGUUGUUCGGCGGGGAGGAGAUGGUCGGGCUGCCCGUAGAGACCUUUUUUCUCAUUCACAGACCAAGAGUGAAAUUCACAUGGGCCAACAUCUACAUUCUUCAGAAAGUUGUCGUCGAGUUAGAAUGCCUCAACUCUCAUUUCACCAAACAUCCUAUCUGUGAUCGCAGAAAUAGUGCUUCGACGCGAAACCUGCUUCUAAAAGGACAGAUGCGACUCAUAGAAGAAUGGGACGCAAUCAUCUAUCUCUGUGUUCCUCUACUUAGCAACCUCCAGGAAAUGCAAGAAGUUGGUCUUUACCUGACAGACUUAUGUCUCCAUGACAGCAGCCGAGAAAUCGUUCUUGCAGGGUGGCAACACGGUGCUCGUCUUGAAAUAUCCUAUGAAAAACAAGAAGAGCGCAGCCGUAAACUGGAGCAGAACUUGAAGAAGGCAGACGAAUGGAAACAAAAGGGGGAUGAUUUGUUGUAUUCUAUGAUCCCCAAGGCAGUUGCUCUCAGACUCAGAAACGGGGAGGAUGCCAUCGAAACAUGCGAAUCUUUCGAUGAAGUGACGGUUCUGUUCGGAGAAAUUGUGGAGUUCGCAGAAUUAUGUGCGCGUCUGACAGCCAUGGAAGCCGUCACUUGCAUCAACGAUGUCUUCUCGCUUUUUGAUAAAGUGACGGAUGCUCACAAUGUCUUUAAAGUGGAAACGGUUGGUCAAGUAUACAUGUUGGUCAGUGGAGCACCAGAAAGAAGGCCGGAUCAUGCCCAGAACGUGGCCAGAGCGGCGUUGGAUAUGAUAGCUCAAGUUAGCAAGAUGACCACCUCGGAUGGAGAAAAGGUUCUAGUUAGAAUAGGAAUGCACUCAGGUCCAGUAGCUGCCGGAGUGGUAGGCCUGAAAAUGCCAAGAUACUGCCUGUUUGGAGACACUGUGAACACUGCAGCUAGAAUGCAGUCCCAUGGAGAGCCUGGCAAAAUCCAUAUUAGUGAAUCCUGUCAAAAGCAUUUACAGAAGGACGAAUUCGUAACUGAGCCUCGAGGAUCAAUGAAAAUUAAGGGUAAAGGACAAAUGAACACGUACUGGUUAUUAGGACAGAAAAAGGAAACGAGUGAAUAAUUAAAAACAAGGAAGCCUGACUAGUUCUACCUCACACGCAGAAACGAACUGGUGCCUCAUCUGCAUUUACCGCCAUACGCCAUAGAUCAUUGAAGCGUUCAUUGCAUUUUUCAUUAAGUUAUUUAUGUGCCAUAUUUUUCCAUAGAAAUGUGAUGUAAAAAAAGUAUUUUGGUUGCUUUAUAUAAAUAAACUUCUGCCUCAAUUUGUA